Pelobates cultripes (western spadefoot toad) is the source of this 221-nucleotide messenger RNA. Lineage: Eukaryota; Metazoa; Chordata; Amphibia; Anura; Pelobatidae. The record is from the annotation of a GenBank genome assembly.
AUGUGGGACAGACUGCGUGAAGCCACUAACAUAUCCCCACACCCAUCACCUCUAUACCCAAUUACCCACAACCCGCUCUUUGAGCCAGGUCAGCAAACUAUACGUUAUCAGGAUUACCGGCGCACUUACGACGGGUCAUACCUGGCUCUGGGAGCCGUUUUAGAUAGAGAAGAACUAAAACCACUACCCAACCUCACGGAUGCGGAGGCUCCAACUACAAU